GUCAAGUCAAAAUAUCUGUUGUGAAAAAGGUCUAGAGCCAAGAGUGCAAUUCAAAACAAUUUCAAAUAUUUUUGGUCUACGUGUUUUUCUACUCUGCUGCAGAUAAAAGCUGAGGUAGUCUGGAUGGGUCAACACAGUGCCUAAAUCUGUUACAAAAGAUAAAGGACAAUAGGACAGUUUGCUGCUGCGAGGAAAAGUACAAGCAGAAACAGCCACAGUGAGCUGGUAGAUGAAGCGAUGCAGAUGUACUGGCUGGACUGUGGCUUGUGUGAACAAGCACAUCUUCACGCCAACGUGCCAUAAAGGCAGCCCUGGCUCGCUUGCUCGCCACGAUGAGAACAGACUUCGCUCUGGUCCUGACAGCAGCCCUUCUUCUUGACACAUUCUGGAGGAAUAAUGGGGAGCAUGCUUCCAGUGGUCCCUGCCAAGCUGGCUUCUCACAAAGCUUCUACUCUGUGCUGAUUUCGAGGGAUGUACUGCAAGGCCAGGGCAUACUUAAAGAUACCCCAGUGUCAUCACAAAAAGUGAAGUUUGAUGACUGCAUGGGGAAUGAAGCAGUGGUUUUCCAGAGCAGUGACCCUAUCUUCAGCGUACGGACAGAUGGGUCCAUAUUUGCCCGGGGAGAGGGAGCCAGCCUGGACGAACCAGUCCAGUUUAAACUGACAGCAAGUGGUCCACACACACAUGUCUGGGAGACUGUGAUCCAACUGGCACUAAUUGACCCACUUUCAUCUCAACAAAAUGAAAAUGAGGUCACAAAGGAAGAGCGGAAAGUCACUGAGAGAAAAGAGAAGAAGGAGUUCCAAGCACCACCUCCUGUCAUCAUGUUCUCAGGGUCCGGCCUGAACAGCUCCAAGGGUCUACGGAGACAGAAGAGGGACUGGGUGAUCCCACCAAUCAACGUGGCGGAAAAUUCUCGAGGACCGUUCCCUCAGAUGCUCGUCAGUAUUCGUUCAGACCAGGACAAGGACAUCUCAAUCCGAUACAGCAUCACUGGGGUGGGAGCAGAUCAACCACCCAAUGAAGUGUUCAAUAUAGACCCCGUGCUUGGAAAGAUGUUCGUCACCAAACCUCUUGAUAGAGAACGUCGCUCUUCUUACCAUUUGCGAGCACAUGCUGUGGACAUGAAUGGGAACCAAGUUGAGAACCCCAUCGAUCUGUACAUCUUCGUCAUAGACAUGAAUGACAACAGACCCGAGUUCAAAAACCAGGUCUACAAUGGCUCUGUGGAUGAAGGCUCUAAACCAGGAACGUAUGUGAUGCACCUGUCAGCAUUCGAUGCUGAUGACAACACCACAGCUAAUGGAAUGGUGCGCUAUCGAAUCCUGUCCCAGACGCCGCACAGCCCCAUCCCUAACAUGUUCACCAUCAACAGUGAGACUGGAGAUAUUGUGACCGUGGCGCCUGGUCUUGAUCGAGAGAAAGUGUCCCAGUAUACCAUCAUCGUGCAGGCCACGGACAUGGAGGGCAACCUGAACUUUGGUCUUUCUAACACAGCCACUGCCAUCAUCACUGUCACGGACAUCAAUGACAACCCUCCCAUGCUGACCUCCAGAACUUUUUCCGGUGAGGUACCAGAGAACCGAGUGGAUGUUGUUGUGGCUAAUCUGACGGUGAUAGACGCUGACCAACCACACUCGCCUAACUGGAACGCCAUCUACAGGAUCAUCAGCGGAGACCCAUCUGGGCACUUCACCAUCCGCACUGACCCUGUCACCAAUGACGGCAUGGUAACCGUUGUGAAGCCAGUAGACUUUGAGAUGAACCGUGCCUUCAUGCUGACGGUAGUGGUGUCCAACCAGGCCCACCUAGCCAGUGGAAUCCAGUCUUCGCUCCAGUCCACAGCUGGGGUCACCAUAUCUGUCCAGGACGUCAACGAAGCCCCUUACUUCCCCACGAACCCGAAACACAUCCGCUUUGAGGAGGGUGUACCUGCUGGCACCAGCCUGACGACCUUCUCAGCCUCAGAUCCCGACCGACUACAGAUGCAGCAGACAAUCAGGUAUUCAAAGCUGAACGACCCUGCAGACUGGUUGUCCAUCAACAGAACCAAUGGUCAGAUCGUAACCACAGCAAUGCUCGACCGGGAAUCUGUCUAUGUUAAAAACAAUAUAUAUGAAGCCACAUUCCUGGCAACAGACAAUGGCUCUCCUCCAGCCAGCGGCACAGGCACACUGCAGAUCUAUCUGAUAGAUAUUAAUGACAACCCCCCAGCGCUUAUACCCAGGGAGUCUCAGAUAUGUGAGCGGAUAAACAAGAACGUCCACGGUGUCAACAUCACUGCCGCUGACGCAGACACAGACCCCAACGCUGGACCCUUUGUCUUUGAGCUACCCAGCCUUCCUGCGAGCAUCCGACGCAACUGGACGAUUUCUCGGAUCAGUGGUGAUUACGCUCGUCUAGGGCUGCGGUACCAGAUUUACUUAGAGCCGGGGGUGUAUGAGGUCCCUAUAAUUGUGUCGGACUCGGGGAACCCACCGUUGUCCAACAGGUCAGUCAUCAAAGUGAAGGUGUGUCCAUGUGAUGAAAACGGAGACUGCACCACUCUCGGGGCCGUGGCAGCUGCUGGCCUGGGAACAGGAGCCAUUAUCUCCAUCCUCAUCUGCAUCAUCAUACUGCUCAGUAUGGUGCUGUUGUUUGUGGUGUGGAUCAAGCGCAGAGAGAAGGAGAGGCAGACCAAGCAGCUGCUUAUUGACCCUGAAGACGAUGUCAGAGACAACAUCCUCAAAUAUGAUGAAGAGGGAGGAGGAGAAGAGGACCAGGACUACGACCUGAGCCAACUGCAGCAGCCUGACUCUUUGGAGCACAUCAUCAGCAAGCCGCCUGGUGUCCGCAGGGUAGAUGAACGUCCCAUCAUCCCUGAGUCCCAGUACCCAAUCAGACCUGUCGUGCCGCAUCCUGGAGAUAUCGGGGACUUCAUCCACGAGGGUCUGAGAGCAGCAGACAAUGACCCCACAGCUCCUCCAUAUGACUCCCUGCUGGUGUUUGAUUAUGAGGGCAGCGGCUCUACUGCCGGCUCUGUCAGCUCCCUCAACUCCUCCAGCACGGGGGACCAGGACUAUGACUACCUCAACGACUGGGGCCCCCGCUUCAAGAAGCUGGCCGAUAUGUACGGGGGAGGGGAUGAGGAUUAAAUCUGCCCAGUCACACAUGCACACACACACACCCUCGUCCCGUCAGCUGGCCUGCCAUGCUCUGUCCCUCUAACACAUGGGGCUAUUACACCCUUAUUGAACACACGUUAACAAUGACAUGUUCCCACUGUCCAACUACUGACCAACCAACCAACCAAUCAACCCACCACAGAGGACCAGUGCCAUGAGUCAGUUUCAGGUGCUCUUCUCAACCGUCUCCUGCUCUAAGCCUGUCUACGACUGAAACGGAUAUAUUACGGACUUAUAGUUUGUAUUUUCAAACUCUUUUGCUUUUGUUCCAUUUCAGGUUUUAUGCUAGAUGUAGAAUUUAGUCAAAUUUAGGUUUUCCUCUAGUUUCUGUAGCUUUUUUUUUUUUGUCCCCACUCCCCUUCAAUUCGAGCCAUUCCCUAUUCCUGAGGGGUUUCACUUUUCCCUCGCUGUCAGCCCCUGCCUGCCUCUCUGCAGAAGCUUUAGGUUGAGCUGCUUGCUUUGUCUGAGGGGAACAAAAGGGAAAAAAAGAAGAACACAGAUAUGAAAGUCCUUCGUGCACGGAGGGCCCUGGUUUAUUCUUUCUUGAACUUGAAUUACUUAGAACAGAAGCACUGUUGUUUAAAAAGUGCCUUCAGUGGUGCGUAUUUUAGCAGGCUCCCGCUAACUCAGGAUUGGUUGCCAUUUUCUGGGCUUACAUGCCCCCAUAUGACCCCUGACCCUUUAACUCAGACGUUCCCUUAUCAUUUCUAUCAUCCUGCAGGGCUGUGGUAGCUGCAGGAGAUGUCAGUGCUGGUUUCAGAGGAGCAUUGACUGGCUUACGAGGGCGCUUUAUGUAGACGUACUGUACAUAGGCCUACAGUGUGUCUGUAAGUUAUGGACAAAUCAUAAACUUUUCAAGUCAGGCAUAUCUGUGCUCCUAGAUCACAGCCAACUUGAAUGUGAUUACUGAAAUUACAAAAUACAUUAUGGGACUGUCUUAGAGAAGAAAUGCAUUGCGUGUCUUUUUUUAUUGUGGCUUCAAUAGCAGCUGUGUUUGUUUUGAGCUCUCAGUAUUUGCACCUGAAAGGGUUGUUACUACAUUUUGAAGAUUGACAAGUCAUGUGUGUUACCUCUAUAAUGUUACUGUAUAUGAAGUACAUAUGAGGGUUAUUUAAGGAGACUUUGUCUUUAAGAUCAUUUAAGGUUUGCAUGUAUCCCUUCACUCAAAGGUAAUUAACAUGGCACCAGUUAUUGUGUGGUAAAUGUGUCAAAGAAAACCAUAUAAACUGUACAAACACGAGGGGAAAAAAAACACAGGAUUACUUCAAAUAGCUCAGAUAGUGUUACAUACUGAGUUGUGAGCUGGUACAAGUCCCUUUCUCUCUUUAUUUUUUUCCUUUUGUUGAUUCACUGUUGUUUCUCAGCAAGCAAACUUUUAGUAUACAAACUUUGGUGCUGGUCCCUGUCACAGCGACUGGGGGUAUUCAGCCUCAACCAGGGAUUUAGCGCCUUCACAAUCUGUCUCUCUUCAGGCAGCAUUUCAUUCAUCUGAAAUUUUCUCCUAAAAUUUUUUGGCUGCAAGUUCAAGAGGUUUUGAAAAGAAGUUAGAGGAAGGGAAAGUCUGUUAUGAAGUUGUGCAUUUUAUCAAAGCAGACGUGCAAAACUAAAGCUUCAGUAAUAGCGCUUUAAAAGACAUUUUGAAAGACAGUUUUGUUGUAAGUUAAUGAAAAAGCAGCUCUACCCAUGGGCUUUUGUGAUCAUAUUUCGGGGCCCCUGCAUGUAGAGAACUGGGGAAGAAAGAGCUUUAGUCUUUGUAUUAAAUUAUUUAAAUAUGCAAAACAUUUCACAGAGGGACCAGGGAGAUGCUGGUGAAUGAUAGAAAGGUUUAAUCAUUCCUUAUCUUCUGAGUACCCAUUGAAACACUCCUCGCAGUUUCAACUUGAUGUGGACUGACCAGAUUUUCUAUUAAUUAUGAAUAUGAUGAAUGCUUGGAGGAAAUCUCAGAAACGACAGUGUUCUUCAGAUAAUGUAACGAGAAGGAUACUCCAAUCCCCUUUUUUCUGCUGCUGCUUUUCAACUGUUUAUCACCUGCUCGUGGUUCAUAUGAAUAUCUGAAGGUAAAAACAAUCUUUAGUUUUCAGAAAUGGUAAUAAAAACUGUAACUAUAGUUUCAGAGUGGACGAAAAAUAAUUAUCUUGUGAAGAUAUAAAUAGAAAAUUUUGCCUGUUAGUGCAAAUAUUCAUCAUGCCAUAACAAAGAAAUAUGUGUGAGAGUUUUAUUUGACUAUAAACCAGGAAAGGUCAUAGUAUAAUUAAAAAGGUAAACAGGGUAGGAAUCUCUUGAUUUACAUUAAUAGACAAACUGGUGCAAAUUGCACCUUGCGGUGUAGAAACUGAUAGUUUCAGGAUAGCUGUCAGCUUAGAGCGGAAACACAGUAAACAUCAGAGAAGGAGUUGUUUCCACAACUUGCUGCUGGAUAAGCUCUUUUCUAUCAGACUGCUCUUCAGCCUUCAGAAUAUCUUCACAAAAUAAACACAGCUGUUACUUUCUGCUAUUUGUGAUUAUUUCUGACAUAUAAAUGUUGUAUAUUCAGACCAUUUUUAUACAUUUGGUAACAUGA
Messenger RNA from Micropterus dolomieu (smallmouth bass), 5724 nucleotides. Its product is annotated as cadherin-4-like. Lineage: Eukaryota; Metazoa; Chordata; Actinopteri; Centrarchiformes; Centrarchidae. The record is from RefSeq and is a predicted model, not a curated record. The transcript is spliced from 19 exons. The coding region runs from base 333 to 3134 and encodes 933 amino acids. Gene Ontology annotation, biological process: cell-cell junction assembly; adherens junction organization; calcium-dependent cell-cell adhesion. Gene Ontology annotation, molecular function: calcium ion binding; cadherin binding. Gene Ontology annotation, cellular component: catenin complex; adherens junction; plasma membrane.